Vavraia culicis subsp. floridensis is the source of this 243-nucleotide messenger RNA. RefSeq lists its product as uncharacterized. The record is from RefSeq and is a predicted model, not a curated record. Lineage: Eukaryota; Fungi; Microsporidia; Pleistophoridae. The transcript has a single exon. Bases 1 to 243 code for a protein of 80 amino acids.
AUGUGCAGUGGUAAUUUGAGAUGGCUGCCAAAGAGCGGUUACGUUUCUAGAGGGCUCAGAUUACUCUUCAUCGUAGGAAUAUAUGUAACAUGGUUCUCUGAUGGUACCCGGCCGCUAAGACACCUCGUGUUGAGGAUAGAAAUACAUCACAAGGAACCAAGUUCCCUCACGACGCUAUGCAAGGGAAUAUCUGGACUGAUAGGUUCUAAAAAGGUAAAUUUUAUCGAAAUUAAUCAAAAAUAA